CUCUCCUCCCGGGACUCCAGGGCUGCUUCCCCUCUCCCGGCCGCGCCGGGCGUGCCAACGCUGCCCGCGCUCCAGCCACGAGUGUGCGCGGGCUGUGUGGUUACCUGUGCCUGGCAGGCGACGAGAAGGGCGAAGUGAGGAAGGCAGUGAGUGACGAAGUCCAGCAGAGAGGUCCCCACUUCCUGGGCUUUCUCGUUUUCACCUUCAUCUUAACCCUGUGGAAGGCGCAGGUGGCUUGACAGCUCUUACACUGCCUCCCUUGGCAAAGGGAGAGGGCACCUCUAGCAGUGCAUGGAGAUCACAGAAAGUUUCUGAGCCGCUCCUCCAAGCCUCUGAGCCCCUACCCCAUACCACCAGCUGGAGAGAGAGAGACCCAGCUUGCAGCCUGCAAAAGGAUGUCUUGGCCCCGUGAUGAAUAUUGUUGACCGUUAUGUAUUAGAAAGGUCCCUGGGAUUGUGCUAAAUUACUAACCUACAGAUUGGCGUUGGAACCCACCCAGUGGUACCGUGGAAGAAAGGCCUGGUGACCUGCUUCCAUAAAGAUUACGGCCAAGAAAACUCUAUGGAGUGAUUCUACGCUGUCACACAUGGGAUCACCAUGAGCAGAAUCCACUCACUGCAGCUUUUUAAAAUUUUUGUCUGUUUUUUAUGGCUUUUAUUUUUUCAAUCUUCUGCCUCUGAAGAUAAUCCCACAGGAGCAACACUCCUAGAAAACCACAGCUGCAACAGCAUUUUCUAAAGGAACACAAAAGACCUUUCUCCUGAUUCAUGGAAAAAAUAACUGCCCAUCACCACUGUCACGAGGUUCCUGUAGCCUCAGGAACUGAAGUCUAAGCAGCCAGGAGGUCCUCUGCCUCUGGAAUCAGAGGGACUUAUUAGAAGUCCCUUGUGUUAGGGUUGGGAGGGACUUUUCUGUCUGGUUUCAUAAGAUGAGAAUCCAGUCCAUUCUGGUGUUUGGAUAAAACUCCAGCUGCAAAACCGUCAGGAGCCACCUGGGACCAAGAUCAUGGGAGACCAGCUUGAACUUCUCUUUGGAGUGGUGCUCAUGGCCAUUCCUGCAUUUGGAAUUUCUUCCUGCUCCUUUGAUCGUGGGAUAGCCUUAUACCGUUUCUGCAACCUCACCACGGUUCCGCAGGUCCCCAAUAGCACUGAGAGACUCCUGCUGAGCUUCAACUAUAUCAGGACAGUCACUUCCAUGUCGUUCCCCUUCCUGGAGCAGCUGCUACUGCUAGAACUUGGGAGCCAGUUUACACCCUUGACUGUUGACAAAGAGGCCUUCAGAAACCUGCCCUAUCUUCGCAUCUUGGAUCUGGGCUAUAAUCAGAUAGACUUCUUGCAUCCAGACGCAUUUCAGGGACUGCCCCAUCUAUUUGAACUUAGAUUGUUUUACUGUGGUCUUUCAGAUGCUGUAGUCAAAGAUGGUUAUUUCAGAAAUUUAGAGUCUUUAACUCGCCUGGACCUGUCCAAAAAUCAGAUUGGUAGCCUUCACCUUCAUCCUUCUUUCCAGGAGUUGAAUUCCUUGAAGUCCAUAGACUUUUCCUUCAACCAAGUAUCCAUUGUAUGUGAGAAUGAGCUCAAGCCCCUCCAAGGGAAAAUGCUCUCCUUCUUUAGCCUUGCAACUAAUAACCUGUACAGUAGAGUCUCAGUGGACUGGGGAAAGUGCAGGAACCCAUUCAGAAACAUGACCCUAGAAACCCUAGAUGUUUCUGAUAAUGGCUGGACAGCGGCCAUCAUAGGAAACUUUAGCAAAGCCAUCAGUGGCAGCCAGAUUUUUUCCUUGGUUCUUGCCCACCACAUUAUGGGUUCUGGGUUUGGCUUCCAUAACAUCAAAGACCCUGACCAGAACACAUUUGCCGGCCUGGCCAGGAGCUCAGUGAUACACCUAGACCUUUCACAUGGAUAUAUCUUCUCCUUGAACUUCCGGCUUUUUGAGACCCUCAAGGAGUUGAAGGUUCUGAACCUUGCCCACAACAAGAUUAACAAGAUUGUAGAGGGAGCCUUUUAUGGACUCGACAGCCUCCAAGUUCUCAAUCUGUCAUAUAACCUUCUGGGGGAACUUUAUAAUUAUAAUUUCAAUGGACUACCAAAGGUAAGCUAUGUUGACCUGAAACAGAACCACAUUGGGAUCAUUCAGGACCAAACCUUCAGAUUCCUGGAAGAUUUAAAUACCUUAGAUCUCCAGGAUAACGCUCUUAAAACAAUUAAUUUUAUUCCAAGCAUACCUAAUAUCUUCUUGGGUGGCAAUAAACUCGUAACUCUGCCAAACAUAAAACUAACAGCCAACCUCAUCCAAUUAUCUGAGAACAGACUGGAAAACCUGGCUGAUCUCUACUUUCUUCUCCAAGUGCCUCAUCUUCAGUUUCUCAUUUUAAACCAAAAUCGCCUUUCCUCUUGUAGCCAAAGAUAUACCCCUGCACAGAAUCUCAGCUUAGAAAGACUUUUCCUUGGAGAAAAUAUGCUGCAACUUGCCUGGGAAAACGGGUUCUGUUGGGACGUUUUUAAGGGGCUGUCUCACCUCCAAAUACUGCAUUUGAAUGGUAACUACCUUAAUCUCCUUCCACCAGGAGUAUUUAGUGAUCUGACUGCAUUAAGGGGACUUGAUCUCAGUUUCAACAGGCUGACGGUUCUUUCUCCUGGUGAUUUACCUGUUAAUUUAAAGAUCCUGGAUGUGUCCCGGAACCAGCUCCUGUCUCCUGAUCCUAAUUUAUUUGCAUCACUUAGUGCUGUGGACAUAACCCACAACAGUUUUGUCUGUGAGUGUGAACUUAGCACUUUUAUCAGUUGGCUCAAUCAAACGAAUGUCACCCUAUUUGGGUCCCCUGAAGACAUGUCCUGCAAGUUCCCUGAGGUGGUCUCUGGGGUCCCCCUCUACUCUGUUUCCAUGGAGGAGUGUGAUGAAGAGGCAGCCUUACAGUCCCUAAAGUUUUCUCUUUUCAUCUUUUUCACUGUGAUGUUGAUACUCUUUCUCAUGACUGUCCUCAUAGUCACGAAGUUCCGGGGGUUUUGUUUUCUCUGUUAUAAGAGAGCCCAGAGACUGGUGUUCAAAGACCACCACAAGGGCCUGGAAGCUGACACAACGUACAGGUAUGAUGCUUACUUGUGCUUCAGUAGCAAAGACUUUGAAUGGGUGCAGAGCGCUUUGCUCAAGAGCCUGGACGUUCAGUACAGUGACCAAAACAGAUUCAGCCUGUGCUUUGAAGAAAGGGACUUUGUGCCGGGGGAAAACCACCUUGUCAACAUCCAAGAUGCCAUCUGGAGCAGCCGAAAGGUUGUUUGCCUCGUGAGCAGACAUUUCCUCCAAGAUGGGUGGUGCCUUGAAGCCUUCACUUAUGCCCAAGGCAGGUGCUUAUCUGACCUCAACAGCGUCCUCAUCAUGGUGGUGGUCGGGUCUCUGUCCCAAUACCAGCUGAUGAAACACCAGCCCAUCAGAGGAUUCAUACAGAAGCAGCAGUACUUGAGGUGGCCUGAGGAUCUUCAGGAUGUUGACUGGUUUCUUGAUAAACUCUCUCAACAAAUACUCAAGAAAGAAAAGGAAAAGAAGAGAGCCAAUAGCAUCGUAUUGCAAACUGUAACAACCAUCUCCUAGUCAAACGGGCAGCUUUCAACGUAUCUCAAGCCACGAAUAGUUCAUUUUGUAUUUGCACUAAGUCACCAUUUUGGGGCUGUUUUUCCUACCAGGAAAACAACAUAAAUCUCUUGAUUUUCGUAUCAACACAAUGCUUCGUCUCACUGACCUCCAAAUGGAAAAUAAUAGAUCUAACAUGCAACUGCCCUGAGGAAGUCUACUAAGGAUUCAGAAGUCCCGCUCUUCACUGAUCCCCUUUCAGACCUAACAAUGCUGUUCUCUUCUGUCGUAUCAACUACGGGAUGUCUCCUCAUUGUGGAAAGGCACCCUGGGAGACGUUACAGAUGGCUGACAUACUUCUCCAGCAUUCGAGUCAAGAACGGGCUGACCAGUGAGUCUGAGCCUUCUGUGUUCUGCAGAACAAUACAACAAAGAAACCAGACAGAAGGAGAGGCAUGUUUCCUGCCUUGGCCUUGGGAUCCUCUGCGUAAGAACAGUGCCAUCACUGGGUGCAGGAGAAGAUCAAUCUCAGGGAUAAGAGGUAGUCCCAAAGAAGCUGAGAUGAGAAUUAUUGUCAUUAACUGCCAUCAAGAAGCUGGAUGUAGUGACGACCCCACGCGCAACAAAAUGAAAUGCUCCCAGGUCUUGCGCCAUCCCCACGAUCGGCUGUGGAUCAGACAGUGUUCCUUUGUAAUCCAUAGGGUUUUCACUGGCUGAUUUUCAGGACAUCUCCAGGCCUUUCUUCCUGGUUCAUCUAAGUCUAAAAGCUGCACUGAUACCUGUCCAGCAUCACGGCAACACACACAUCUCCACUGACAGACGGGUGGUAACUGUGCAUAAAGGUGCAUUGGCCAGAAAUCGAACCUGAGUCUUCCACAUGGAAGGCGAGAAUUCUACCACCAAUGCCUUCAAUGGGAUGAGAAUAGCUAGACGUGUUGUGGUGGUACCAUAUUCCCUGUUUCUACUGUCCGCUCCUGAGAUCAGAGCAGAGCUUGCUCCCCACCUCCAUGGGCCAUGAACAUUGUUUUGUGUGCCACCUUUGUUUCAGCCUGGCAUUCCAGACCUUUUGAGAAUUUAUACCAACCUACCACCAGUCCAGCUUUAUUUCCUACCACGCUUCAUUUUAUCAACCACUGAGACUUUUACGGAAAGAGCAUGGACUUUGGAUACAGAUUCUAGUUUGAGUUCUGAUUUUGUUGCUUGUUAGCUGGGUGACGUCAAGCAAGCUACGUAAUGCCCUCGCUGUACUUCAGGUUUCUCAUCUGCGGGGAUGCUGAUGUCUAGCUCAUAGAAUUACUGUGAAAAUUAAAUGGGUCAACGAUCUUUCCCUUGAAGUCUCCCUAAAGGCCAUGAACAUGCACACAUAUUUAGGAACCUUUUGGAAGUGGUUACAACUCUUUUGAAGUUAAGCAUGUGGAAUGACUCCUUUGGUGGACUGGUCAAUAACUCAUGGCUUUGUCAACAUGCAGACUGGAUUCAAAUCCUGGUUCCAUCAUGUCCCAGCCGUGUGACCUUAGGCAAGUUACUUAACCUUCCCGAGCCCUUUUCUGCAUCUAUCAAAUGGGAGGAUUCCAUUUUUAACCUUAUUUCAGGUUUGUGGAGAGGAUAAAUGAAAUAGAUAUGUUGUGGUUGUUAGAUACCAUUGAACUUGCUCUGAACAUGGUGCUCCUGUGUGUACAGUAGAACAAAAUGUUGCCUCGUCCUGUACCAUCUUCAUGAUCAUUGGCAUGUUCAAGUCCAGCCUGACCAAUUCUGUUCUGAUUCAUGGCGUUUUCAUUGGCUUUUUUUUUUUUUUAAGUAGCUCACCAAGCCAUUCUUCCUAAUCUGUCUUUGGCAGCUCCGCUGAAACCUGUCCGCCAGAGGGGACCUUACUGGUAUCUGAAAUACUAGUGGCAUAGUUUCCAGAAUCAUAGCACCAUGCAAGCCACCACAGUACAACACACUGACAGACGGGUAGUGGAGAUAGAUAUAUACACAUAUACAUAUACAUGUAUACACAAAACUAACAUAACACUACAUAUUACACGUCAGUACUGUGUCUGAGGCACAGAGUGAACUUAGUAAACAUUAUUUCCCCUCUUUCUUGGAAGAGCCACAGGAAUUUCAGCUGGAAAAUAUAUAUUUUUAAAUGUUUAUUGAAUGAAUGGCUAGAUGAAUUCCUUGUAGUCUACUACAUUGCCUUGUACAUCAUAAGCUCCCAAUAAAUAUGUAUUGACUGAUUAAUGUUAUAUGUAUGUAUUUUUAAUUUUAAACUGUCUUUGUAGUCAAUAGUACUUCCUGAAAAUAAUUAAGAAUAAUGGAAACCUCCCCAGAUCUACAUUUCCAGCAGGGACUUGGAAAUUUGUGGUCACAAUGUGCCUCCCGCCCCACAGUGGGGGAGUCCUGGCUCCCUCCCUUGCGGCCUCUCAGCCUGGUGGAAUAGGAGUACAGGACAGCUCUGGCUCUGAAAUGAGAGCCGUUCCCAACCCUCAGGCAGAGAAAGGCCAGUCUGGGAACUAUGGAACCAGUCUUGACCAGCUCUGCUGGGAAAUAGUAGAAAAGUCACUUGGAAUCUUAGGGUUCUCACCUAUAAAAUAUGUGUGGGUGUGUGAUUGUGUGUACAUGUGAAAUUAGUUUGAGAAAACUAAUGAAAAAGUACUUUUGAGAAAUAAAAUGUUUCCAUAAAUGCACUUACUGAAGCCCUUACUGAUGAAGAUCAAAGAGUACAGCCUUCAGUGUGGAUUGCACCUCAACAUAAAGCAAAAAUCCUCACAACUAGACCAAUAAGCAAAAUCAUGAUAAGUGGAGAAAAGAUUGAAGUUUUCAAGGACUUCAUUUUAUUUGGAUCCACAAUCAACGCCCAUGGAAGCAACAACCAAGAAAUCAAAAGACGCAUUGCAUUGGGCAAACCUGCUGCAAAAGACCUCUUCAAAGUGUUGAAAAGCAAAGAUGCCACUUUGGGGACUGACCUGUGCCUGACUCAGGCCAUGGUGUUUUUCACUUGCCCUAUAUGCAUGUGAAAGCUGGGCAAUGAAUAUGGAAGACAGAAGAAGAAUUGAUGCCUUUGAAUUAUGGCAUUGGCAAAGAAUAUUGAAUAUACCAUGGAUUGCCAAAAGAGCAAACAAAUCUGGCUUGUAAGAAGUACAACCAGAGUGCUUCUUGGAAACGAGGAUGACAAGGCUUUGUGGUACAUGUUCUUUGAACGUGUUAUCAGGAGGGACCAGCCACUGGAGAAGGACAUCAUGCUUGAUAGAGUAGGGAGUCAGUGAAAAAGAGGAAGACCCUCAAUGAGAUGGAUUGACACAGUGGCUGCAACAAUAGGCUCAAGCAGAACAAUGACUGUGAGCAUGGCGCAGGACCGGGCACUGUUUAAUUCUGUUGUACAUGGGGUCGCUAUGAGUCAGAACUGACUUGAUGGCACCUAACAACAACAACAUAAAUGCAAAGGGGACAGUGGUGGCUCAGUGGUAGAAUUCUCCCCUUUUUUAAAUCAGCCAAUGAAAACCCUAAGGAUGACAACGUUCCAAUUCCCUUUUGCAUGGGGUUGCCAUGAGUUGGGGGUGACUUGGUGGCAGCUAACAACAACAACAGAAAUACAAAAGAUUUUUUUAGCUUGCUCCCAUAUGAUUGUUAUUGUCUUUACCAAAACCAAACCAAACCCAGUGCCGUUGAGUUGAUUCCGACUCAUAGCGACCCUAUAGGACAGAGUAGAACUGCCCCAUAGAGUUUCCAAGGAGCACCUGGUGGAUUUGAACUGCCGACCCUUGGGUUAGCAGCCGUAGCACUUAACCACUACACCUCCAGGGUUUCCUUGUUGUUGUGUUGUUGUUAGGUGCUGUCAAAUCAGUUCCAGCUCAUAGCGACCGUACAGGACAAAGUAGAACUGCCCCAUAGGGUUUCCAAUGAGCAGCUGGUGGAUUCGAACUGCUGACCUUUUGGUUAACAGCCAUAGCUUUUAACCACUGAGCCACCAGGGCUCCAAUUAGAGCCAAGAACACCCUAUGGAGCUCUGUUCUACCCUGAAGCACGUGGAGUCACCACGACUCCAUCGACUCAACAGCAAUGGGAAAAUGUGUUAUGUAUGUGUACAGGAUGACCUAGUCUAUGAGCCCCCUAAUGGCAGGGACUGUAUCUUUUUCAUCUUUGUAUCCCAGGGACCAGUACAGUGCCUGGCCCAUAAUACAUGCUUAAUAAAUGCCUGGUGGCUGAAUGAAGUGCACUGUCAAAGCCAGCCUCCCUAGCGUCACUGCCUGUUUCUGUUAACUCUCAUGGGAGAGGACGGGCAGGGCAGCGGACUGAUACAGGCGCUGAGUGGUGAGCUGAGGAGGGCGGGAGGCCACAGGCCCUAAGAAACCCACUGGACUUCAUUUCCAACAACCGGCACAGCAUGGAGCUCCUGGGUGACGGGACACUUGCAGCUUAGACUCCAAACCCGUUGUCAUCCAGUCGAUUCCGACUCAUAGCGACCCUAUAGGACAGAGCAGAACUGCCCCCUAGGGUUUCCAAGGCUGUAAAUCUUUAUGGGAGCAGACUGCCACAUCUUUCUGGAGUGGCUGGUGGGUUUGAACCACCGACCUUUCGGCUAGCAGCCGAGCGCUUAACCACAAAAAUUGGGCUGGAAUGGAAAGAUGGGGAAGAAAAAUAAGGUGAAGAAGGUUCUCUUGACCCUUGUAGUAAGAAGUACUCUUAAAAAAAAAAAAAAAAUGCAAUGCUGCUAGUAACAGUUACAGCCACAGAUGGAAAGGCCUAUAGAAAGGCGGCUCUGUCUCAGUUCAGCCUGUUCGCCACUCCUGCUGAUCCACCAUCGUUCCCCCAAACUGCAUCUUCAGCCCUGGGCACGGGGGCCCAUGGGAGCGGUCGGCCUUGACCUAAUGAAACCUCCUCAUCAGACCCUCUUUUAAGAACAUGACUCCUGACAAGAGGCAUUUCCUGGUUCUGACUCCAGUGGGAGGGGGUUAUGCUACACCAGGUCCCUGCCCCCUUGCUUUGGGUGACCAUCCCCAUGACUAAUUUUUAAACCAGACCUGGGCUGUGUAAAAUGCCAAGUGUAUUUAUAGGAACAACAAAUUGGGACACAGAUGACCCUCAAUACUUGAAUUGAUUCCACAGCUUUUUCUAAUCCUCUUACUUCAAAAACACAAACAGGAAAUAUUGCUAAUGAAACAUUCAAAAACCACCUUUCAUCGUUUUUAUGGAGUCUGUGGGGGAGUCGUUCACAGCACACAUGCCAGCGCCUGCUGAAUUCAACUUGCCACUCUAGUGUCUUCCAGAACUUUUAUUGCAGAGAGCCCAAACUUCCUCAAAUUCUCGUCAUUUAUCUUCUCUUUCAUCACCAGGCCCAGCAGCUAAGAUUCUUUUGGAGGCCAUUUUCCAAAGUCACAAUUUCCAAAGCACUUCACAAGCGCUUCCGUUUCCCAAAGCACUUCACCAGAGUUGCUGCAUAUCUGACUAGAGGAAAGACCACCAGAGCCCAGGUGAGGCGGCGGUCUGGGUGGUCAGCUGAGAUUCCCACUCGCUAAGCUGCUGGCUUCUGCGCUCCACAUCACUGCAACUCAAAGUCGGGUCUCGGCGUAUGCAUAAACUCCACGCAUCACUCAAAAAUAGCAGGAAAUACUACUAUUAAAUCUGAGAAUGGCUAGAGCUUGCUGUAUUUGAAAUCGAAACUCUUCUGAAAAGCCUGGAAUGUUGAUUGAGGCUGCUGAAAACUUCAAAGAGAAUCCCACUCAGAACCCCAGUUACAACCGACUUUAAGUAUUCCUUGUCAACCACCUGGGUCUGCAGUGAAUAACAUUUUAUAUAGUCUUGAUAUAAGGUAAAGUAAAUGUUUUAAAUUUAAAAUUCUGAAAUAGGUGGGAGGGUAGGAGAAUGUGGGGUACAAGUGGAAUACAAAUGGAGGGUCGUUACAUGCUCAUCUAUCACAAUAUAAAAUCCAUAUACACUGUCUAAGAUGUAAAAUCGAGAAAUAGCACUCUGGAUGUAUAUUUAGAAAUAGGGAAGUUGCAGAAGAAAGAGCUAGACAAAUUAAUAAUGAUUGCCCCAGGGAGUUCUGCUCAAUCUUCUCACUGGGAGCAUCUUGAGAAGCUGGACAAACUUUUUUUUUCUUUUCUUUUCAUCUAUUUAAAGACACUGGAGAACUACAAGGCAGUAAAUAAGUUUGGAGCCAAGAUUUAAGAAAAUACGAAUUCAAGAGCAAUGACUACAUUGAAAUUAAGAACUUCUGUUUGCUAAAGUAGAACGCCAAACCAAACCUGUUGCUGUUGAGCCGAUUCCAACUCGUAGUGACCGUGUAGGACGGAGUAGAACCGCCACAUAGAGUUUCCAAGGAGCUUCUGGUGGAUUCAAACUGCCAACCUUUUGAUUAACAGCCAUAGCACUUAACCACUACACCACCAGGGUUUCCUUGGUAAAGUAGAGGGUCAGCAAAAACAAGGGACACCCUCAAUGAGAUGGAUGAACACAACAGAGGCAACAAUGAGCUCAGACAUCUCAAAGAUCAAAAACAUGGUGCAGGGCUGGGCAACGUGAGUGGGAGAACAUGGUGCAGGGCUGGGCAAUGUGGGCGGGAGCACCGAGUGACAGUCCAUUUUAUCUGUAUCGGUUAUGACUCCUUUACUUCUCUGUAAGAUACUCGUCUUCAAUUAAAAAAAAAAUUAAGGAAGCAUGAAGAUUUUUUUGUUAAAGGAAUAGAAGACAAGUAAUAGUAGACCAAGCCAUGUAGAGCUAAUAUGACGCUGUCCCCGUCAAACAAAUACCUUGUCUUUGUUAGGAAUGGCACCUGGUCUGAAUGGUUUCCUUGCUCUGCCCAACCAAAAGAAGAAACCAAGAGAUUGUGCUGGGGGGCCUAGGGCAAUGCAAAGCAAGGAAACAGAGCUGUAGCCUUUUGGUGUAAGUCUUUGAUGCUACUUAAUUUUUGAUUAUGCAUUUCAUUAAUAAUACUUUAAUAAAGAGAAAAAUAAACAAUAAACAUGUAUAUUCCUAAAACUUCUGCCCUUAGCAAAAGACAGAAAAAUUCAACAGGAUUUUUAA
This is a messenger RNA of Loxodonta africana (African savanna elephant), 10569 nucleotides long. It is a transcript of the gene TLR5, whose product is annotated as toll like receptor 5. Gene Ontology annotation, biological process: inflammatory response; immune response; toll-like receptor signaling pathway. NCBI's taxonomy places the organism in Eukaryota, Metazoa, Chordata, Mammalia, Proboscidea, Elephantidae. Gene Ontology annotation, molecular function: protein binding; transmembrane signaling receptor activity. The record is from RefSeq and is a predicted model, not a curated record. Gene Ontology annotation, cellular component: plasma membrane. Bases 1006 to 3585 code for a protein of 859 amino acids. The transcript has 4 exons.